Molecule: messenger RNA, 225 nt
Organism: Meriones unguiculatus (Mongolian gerbil)
Lineage: Eukaryota; Metazoa; Chordata; Mammalia; Rodentia; Muridae
Product: keratin-associated protein 6-1-like
Exons: 1
Coding region: 1-225 (74 amino acids)
Source: RefSeq, a predicted model, not a curated record
AUGUGCUACGGAAACUACUUUGGUGGCCUAGGCUACGGUUAUGGUGGCCUGGGUUAUGGCUGUGGUGGCCUGGGCUAUGGCUGUGGUGGCCUGGGCUAUGGCUGUGGUGGCCUGGGCUAUGGCUAUGGUGGCCUGGGCUAUGGCUACGGCUGUGGCUGUGGCUCUCGCUAUGCAUACAGUACCUAUCGUCCCUGUUGCUAUGGAAGAAUUUCCGGAUUCUACUAA